AUGAAUUAUUUUCAUUCAAUGAUUGAACAUUUACUAUACACUACUGAUACGGGAGUUGCUGAAUUAUUACAAAUUAUAACGGUUCAGCCUACGUGAGUAAUAUUUAUUUACAAAUGUGUACAGUGUAAACACAAUACUUACAUCAAUUUUAUUUGUUUUCUUGCUAGCUUUCAAACAUGUCGAACGAAGCCAAAAUUACUGACCCGUUAAACAUGGACAGUAUAUUACUGAAAGCGUCGCAAGAGAUUCUGUCCAAAAAUGAUAGAUUCUGUUUCUCAGUUGAUAAUGACGAAACAGUAAAUGAAAAAACAUUCUAUAAGCCAUACGAUUCUAGCGAGUUGGCCGAAUUUAUUAAUUUACAUGAUAAGUUUUUAUUAUAUUACAUUAUAUAUUGAAUUGAAAUUUAAAAACCAAUUAAAACAUAAGCAGGGCAAGUUGGGUGUUGUAUACCUAUAACUUUUCUAUCUGACUGCAACACUUCUAUUAAUUUGGAAUCUUUAAAUUUAAAAAUAUUUUACAUUAUAAUUUAUAAAUUUAAUGGGAAAUUAAAAAAUAAAAAUGUUUAAUAGUAAAUGGGAGAAUAAGCUAUUACUGACUUCAAGGCGCUACCUGUAAACCUAGAAUGUAAUACAGCAAUAUUGUACGUAUUUGUUUUUAAACAAGCACUAUAUAUACAAAUCAGUCAUUUAAAAGUUAAUAUGUACUGGUGAAUUCCUGGCCCUAGUUUGUGAUAGUUUUAAGUUUUGUCUUGUAUAUAGACAUUUUACUGUGCAUUCAAGAUCUUCUAUAUCUAAAUUAUCACUUUGCACCACUAUUAUUUAUCUACUUACUUUAGACCACUGCUUUACCCUCUAUACAACUACUUACUUCAGACUAUUGCACUACCCUCUAUACAACUACUGCUGAUGACAAGACACUCCUAUCCUGGUCUAAAAUAUCAUCCAAAAGCAUGUAGAUCUUUUACCGCUCCCAAGUUAGAGGAUUUUCACAUUGGUGGGCUUACCUUCUCACUUAUCUUAUAUUGUAAGUAUCUAUUUAAGUUACCAAAUUUACUUAUUGUACAAUAAUUGUACGUUUUUUCCUAAUAAACUUAAUAGUUUUUUUCUCAACCUGGUAUAGAAGUCAAUAAAGCAAGAUCCACUCAAUACAUACUUUUACGAGUUGUUUGCCCUCCUAUCUAUCUUAAUCACCUACAGCUACCGUCUGUCUAAAGUGUCCAUUAUCUAGGUCUAUAUUUAAACUUUCUUACCAACUAUAUUUUUGUCUCGCAUUUGAACACAAUAAACAAAUUUAAACUGCUUCAAAAACCACUUUAGACCUAUGAAGUUCUAAUAUGGGGAGCCAUCAAACUGUCCAACAUUAUAAAUACAUUCCCAUUUACUGUGGCAUUUAUACAUAAUGUUCAAGGUCAGUGAGCAUCAUGUUAGUUAAUAAAAUCAAACAUAUAAUUUAGUAUAAAAGUGGCCAUACUGCAGUUGUGAGCAGCGAACCUUUAUCAACAUUGUUUAUGAUCACAAUCCAAUUCAAUAAUUACAAAAAAAGUUUUUAUUUAGAGUAAUAAUCUAUGGACUGAGAUGAUAUCAAACUCUACCAUUUGAUAGCAAUAUAUAACGAAAAACCCACGGCUNUGUUGUUGGCCCAGGGAUAAACUACAUUUUAAAAAAUCAAAUCCCAAGACCUCCUUCCCCCUUAUAACUGCCACUGCCUAUUUAAAUGACUUCGUCAAGUAAUCAAAACCACAUACAUCAAAUGAUACUCUUUAUAAAGAUAUCCUUUUCAAAACUUGUCAAGAAUUUCUAUAAACUUUUCACUCCAAUCUUCACAGCCAUCACAACCCUAUAAUUUAAAAACUGUCUGUUCCUACUUGGUGACAUGAUAGUAUUAACUGUAGUUUAACUGCUUCACUGAUAUUUUAUUCUUAUUGCAGGAGUUGGCCAAGUUGUACCUGAAGACAGUAUUGUUUUAUUGCAUUAUAUUGGAUAUGUAUCAAACUUUCAUGAACCUUUUGAUGUAACUUAUCUUCAAGGUAGGCGUCCUAAAAGCUUUAGAUUGGGAAUUGGUGAUCUAUUGCUAGGGUUAGAGGUUGCCAUACUAACUAUGAGAUAUGGUGAAAAUGCAAGAAUUAUUUUGAGCCCAAAAUAUGCUUAUAGAGAAAUGGGUUGUCCACCUCGUAUACCACCAAAUGCCACUAUUGUAUUUGAUGUCCAUCUUGUCAGUUACUACCCUUCAACUAAUUCUCGUCUCUGUGAUGAAGGUGAAAAUGAUCUAAAUAAAUUUCAAACAAACCUAAAAAUAGUCAAAAAACUACACUAUGAGGGCAACGAAUGUUUUAAAACUAAUAAAAUUAAUAAAGCUGUUGUUAAGUAUGAAAAGGCCAAAGAAUUAUUACAUUUAACUGGAUGCAAUAAUGACCAAGAAGAAAUUGAAAUGUUUAAAUAUCUAGAUAAAUUGUAUUCAAAUUUAAGUAUCUGUUACUUAAAGAUAUGUGUUUUUAACAAAGUAUGUCGUAUGGGCUCAGAGGCGAUGAGGUAUUCAGGAAAAUAUUCUAAAAACAAUGUAAAAUUAUGGUUUAAUUGGGGUAAAGCUUUACGGUUAUUGAAAGAUUUCACAGAAGGAAAAAAAAAGCUCCAAAGAGCGUUAAAACUUGAACCUGAAAAUGAGUCAAUACAUUAUGAACUACAACGCCUAGAAACAGAUAGAACAUUCCAUUACCGUAUUAAAUCAUUGAAUACAUUCAAAAAUAACACAGUUAAUGAUAAUAAUAAACGUUUACCAUCAGAAUUUUGGCAAGUAUUUGAUACAAUCAUAAACGAGUUUGUUGAUGGUACUGAUGAAAUAUUAACUGUUGCAUUAAAUAAUAAUUCUGAUGAUAUUGAGUUAGCAAAAUGUAAAGUAAAUUUACUUGAUUUACAGUUUCAACAAAAUGAGAAUGUUGAUUCUCAUUGUUUUACAAUAAAAAAAAAGUUGUAA
This is a messenger RNA of Cinara cedri, 2970 nucleotides long. The record is from the annotation of a GenBank genome assembly. Lineage: Eukaryota; Metazoa; Arthropoda; Insecta; Hemiptera; Aphididae.